Messenger RNA from Spinacia oleracea (spinach), 6775 nucleotides. Its product is annotated as auxilin-like protein 1. The transcript has 11 exons. Lineage: Eukaryota; Viridiplantae; Streptophyta; Magnoliopsida; Caryophyllales; Amaranthaceae. The coding region runs from base 284 to 5926 and encodes 1880 amino acids. Gene Ontology annotation, cellular component: cytoplasm; intracellular membrane-bounded organelle; vesicle. The record is from RefSeq and is a predicted model, not a curated record. Gene Ontology annotation, molecular function: clathrin binding. Gene Ontology annotation, biological process: clathrin coat disassembly; clathrin-dependent endocytosis.
UCAUCGCUACAAAAAGCACAGAAAGCAUGUUUUUUUUACCUCUGCAUUCUCUCUCCUCUCAAUCAAACUUUCUCUUUCCUCUGCAACUUCAUCGAUUACCCAAAACCUCCGUUUGAGAUUUUUGUUCUCUGACCCACCGACUACAUUCCAAUCACAAGCUCCAUUAAUUCCUGCAUUUUUCUUGAAGAAGAAGAAUAUGGACCUUCACUUCAAUUAAUCAGGAGUAGUUAAUAUUUCUGGGAUUUUCCUCGAAUUUUUAAAAUUUAAGGGAGAACACUCAACAAUGGCGGAAGUAAAGCGAGCAGCAAGAGGGGCGUCAUUUUCUCUCUCCUCCAGCAAGAAGCCACAGAGCUUUAGCAACAAUGGAGUCAGUUCUUCUUCUACUUCUUUCAAGCACAUAUACGACGAUGUUUUCGCUGCUUCUUCGUCUCCGAAGGUGCAAUCUUCUUCAACCUCUUUCAUGGAAGAUGAUUAUGCUGAAGUUUUCGGGUCCUCAAAAUCGAGUAAUGGCGCUUGGAACAUCUCUUAUUCGUCGAUUCCGUUACUCGAACUUCCAAAAGAGAAAGGGUUUGGGCUUGGUAGUAGAGGAGGAGGAGAGAGAGUUGAUUAUGGUGGGGUUUUUGGAGUUGGUGUUGAUAAUAGUGAUGGUUUUGGUUUGCCGGAUGGUGAAGAGUUGUUUGAUCAGUUGAAGAAGAAACCCAAAACUUCAAGGGGCCAAGGACAAACCACAGAAGCCACCAGGCCCACCACCCCAGAGAUUUCUGGCCAAUCUUAUGAUGUGCAGUCACCAACAAAUAGAUUUUGCCAAUCAUUUGACAAUAUGGAGCAUUUUGAACCUGGGAACAAAGUGGUGGUGAACGCGACUAGAGGGCCAAGAAAAGAAGCUCAUGUUCGUGCUUAUUCGUUGCAUGACGUUAGUGCUACUCAGAAGACCCUGUCUAGUCAAACACCUGUGAUCAAAGAUGAUACUCUGGACACAAACUCCAAGGAUGAGAAGACGCAAGGGAAUCACGUCAGGCAUACUAGUUUGGAUCUUGCUGUUAACAAGCAAAAUACUAACAGUGAUACUGGCCUACAGAAAGUAUCUGGUAUGAGGGAGUCAUAUUCAGUUGUUACAUCUCAUGGCACAUGCCAAUCCAGUAACACUGCAACAAAUGGAUUCUGCCAAUCACUGGACAACACAAAGCAUUCCGAGUAUAAGAUCAAUGAAUUGAACAUUAAAAGCACUCGUGGGGAAACACAUUCAGUUGACUUGCAUCCAGUUCAGGAACCUAAUAGUUCAUUGCAGCCAGAAGCAAAACCAGAGUCUUCAUGGUCCAAUGAACUUGGUCCUAAUCAAAAGAUUCUUUCCAGUAUAACAUCUGUGCUCAGCGAGGAGACACAAACUGGCGUAGGUGUUAAGCAUUCAAGUAAUACUGGCUCAGAUCUUGGUGCUAACAGACAGAAGUCACAGAAUGACCAGUGUGAUCCGGUCUUUCAAAAUGCAUGUGGAUUGAGCGAGUCAUCUUCAAUUGAUACCUCUCAAGAAACAUGUCAAACAAGCUUUACAGCAGGGCCAUCUAAGGUGGUGAAAGAUGAUGUUCAGAUUGCCAUUGGCUGUGACGAGGUAAAGAAGAAAGGAAGGCGUUCUAGGAUGACCAGCAUAGAUCUUGGUGAUUAUAAACCUUCUGGUGGGGAGCGUGGCGAUGGGCCAAAACGAAAACCUCGGUUUGGGGGUUCAUAUUCAUUUGAUGCCUCACAUGAUCCUUGUGCUGGUCAUGUUAAAGCGCAGCCCUCUAUGAUGUAUCCUUCUUCAAGUCUGCCUCAGUUUUUUCCUGUUGAGAGCCGAUAUAAGGUAUCAGAAAACUCAAACUGCAAGAGUUCUCAAAAGAAUCCGUACAGAGGUGUUGGAGGUUCACCACCACCCCUUGCCGAGGAGUUAGAUGUAACUUCAGUUGCUGCAGUUUCCGCAGCUACCUUGCAGAGGGCAAUCGAGGAGGCUGAAUUGAGAAUUCGGUUGGCGAAGGCAUUCUUGGAGCGAGAAUGUCAAGGGUCUACCAAGUUAAGGUUUAAGGAUACUUUGAAGGUGAAAACUUCAAAGGAGAAUGGACUAGACAAUGAGAUAAACACUUUUAAACAAACUGCGAUGCAUGAAUGUUCUCCUCCAAUAGACAGUGACAUGCGACCUUGUUCACCUUUAGAAAGAAAGAGUGUGGUGGAAAAUCCUCAAGCGCCUGUAGUUUUUGAAGAUCAGGCGCCUGAAGUUUUUGAAGACCAAAAUAAUUCUGUCUCGGAUGGGGAACUCUCUGAAGGAAUAGGUGCGAAGGCUUCAAACUUGAUUGGAGGGGAUGAUAAACUUGAAGUAGAGUGGGAAGCGGCAAAGCACCUCAAUCAACUUAUAAGUGGAGUAAAGAAUAGAUUAGCUAGCUUUAUGUCCUGGCAGACUGAGACUGAGAUUGAGAAGAAAGAGGGUAUGAGGGAAACAGAGGAUAUUAUGAAGCCUCAGCAGCGACCUGAAGAAGUUGAACAUGUUGUCCAAGAUCACGAGGCUUCUAAGAAAAACAGAACUAGUGGAAAUCAAAGCACUACUACGAGUGCUGGUAAAGCUCUGUGUCGGCAGAAUAAAAUAGGAUUUGCAUCAAGGGCUCUGGAACCAGAGGAAAAUGAAUCAAUCCGGAGCUUCAAUGUGGCGCAGGACAAAGCAGGAACCACAGUUGAUUUCAUUCCAGAUACUACAGACCCUAGCUCAGAAGAAUUUCAGUUCUUUGCUUUUAGGAAUCAGAUUUUAUGUGAUCCUCCUGAUCCAGAAGUAGAGGAGAAGGGACCCCAACGAAGCAGGGUGUUUGAGAUUGAGAAUAGACAAGAACAAUUGACAAGUGAAGUAAAAUAUGAACACAUACCUUUGCAGGAUGAAGAGCUGCAGGAACUGGAUGAAAAAUGUGCGACUCAUGACAGUAAGAGGCAGGAAAAUAUGUGUAGAAUGAGUGACAUAGGUUCUAAUGACGCAGAAAAUGACAAGACAGUGGAGGAGCCUUGUUCUUUGGCUGGGCAUAACGAAAUGGAACUCUCUCAUGAAGAGGACAGACAAGUUUUAAUUAGUGCAAGGGGCAAUAUUUGUUCUGUCAAUGAAGAAAAUGUUGAUAUGGUGGAAGCGCAUUAUUCCAUAGCUGGGAAUGAGAAAAAGGAACUUACUCACGAAGAGGGUGGGCAAGAUGAUACGAGUAGGAAGACGCAUACUGGCUCUUUUACUGAAGAAAACAAUGAGAUAGUGGAGGAGUCUUAUUCCCUUGCUGAGCACAAUGAAAAGGAACUCACUCAUGAAGACGAUGGGCAGGGUGUUAAAUACAGGAAGAUCGAUUUAGGUUCCAGCAAUGAAGAGAGUAAUGAGAUUGCGCAGGAACUUUGUAAACAGGAUAGGCAUGAAAGAAAUGAUGCUUUUCCUGAAGAGAGCAACGAUAAAAGUUUGAAGGAUGAAUUUAAUGAGAAAGCGGUAGACAAUUUUCAUGUAUGUGAAAAUACUACAGAGAGAAGUGGCAAUGAUGGUGAGUGUGAAGUGCUAAAGGAAGCUAAAAACCAGCAUGAGAACAUAGAGUUUAUGGAAGAGUUUAACCUGGUAGGAGAAGCCUUGAAGAAUAUUGCAGCCACUGAUGCUGUAUUUAAAUGUCAAGAAAAUGGUAGGGGUCAAGGAGAAACCAAUCACAUUGAAGAAGUUUCUGGACAAGCAUAUGGGAGGGAAGAAAUCAAAAUAAUUCAUAGUGAAACUGAUCAUAUAGAGGAAACUGCAGAAAAAGUGACCCUGCAAGCAAGUUGCAUCGCUUCAGCUGAAGAGGGAUGCAAACAGAAUGAAAAUGUAAUUAUAAGCAAGGCGGAAGCCUGUAGUUUUGUUGAAAGCAGUUCCAAGGCUGAACAAGCAGUAUAUACAGAUGAAGAGAUUGAGAGGAUGAUGGAAAUAGCUAAUACUUCUUCCGAUCCUGAAAUGGAUAUAGAAAAUCCUGUACUAGCUCAAAAGGCAAGUGAGGCUAUUGCAGAAGGGCCUCCAGUAUCAGCUCAAAAGGCUAGUGAGUUGAUUGCAGAAGAGCCUAUGCUGUCAUCUAUUUCAAUUGAAAGUAACAUGGAACUUGGUCAGACUGGGAUCCAGGAGGGCCUGAAUGGUACCAUUGGAACCCUUUCGCAUGAAAGUUUCGUUUCAUGUAGUAGUGAAUCUGACACGUCCUCUGUGCAAAUGGAUGUUGAUGUUAAAGUCGUGGAAUCAGAAUAUCAAGAUAAUCUGGACUAUUUGCCUGAUUCUGGGGAGGAACUGCAUGAAGGGGAGUUUGAUACAUCAAGUGACCAAGAUGUGGAGAGGUCUGGUGUUGAAGCUGGCCAUAGGAGAAGACGAUGGUUUGAUAACAGUGGAUGUGUUGGGGAUGCUGAUCGACCUAGCAUUCUGGAAGGUAACCACAUAGAUUUGGAGAUAGAUCAGGAAGUUUUGGAUGAAUCUGAAUUAGCAGGAAGUGUCGAAAUCCAUGCUGGUAAACUAGACUGCAGUGUUGCAGAGGCUACAACUGCUAGAGAUGCUGAUACUUCUUCCAGUCAGGAUGGCAGCAGAAUUAAUGUUGAAACAACUCCAACGAGAAGAAAAUGGUUUGUUAAGAGAGGUGAAGAGGGAGUGCCCGAGCCGGUGUCUCUUUUUGAAGGUAUAGAAGUAAAUUUGGUGGUGCCGCUUGAAAAUGUGAAUGAGUUGGUAAUGCCCAACAUCUCAGGCCACUGCCUUGACAAGUUAAACACCAAAUCUGUUGAAUCUCUGAAUGCUGUGAAGUCUGAUGUGACAAUUAAUGGGGAAAAGAGCAAGCAGAAUGCGGAAGCAGUUCCGAGAAGGAGAAGAUGGUUUGAGGGUGGAGAGAGAGCAGGACCAGGUCAGCAAGUAAGAAUUAAUGAAGAUGUUGGGAUAGCUAUGGAAAUAGAUCAUGAAUCCAAAGCGAAAGGGGAUGGGGAGAAACAUGUAAAACUUGAUAGCAUGCCCAUUUCACCGGACACUGAUGGGGUAAACAAAAAAGUGGAGACAGUAAAGGAACACCGCAGUGACCGAGAUGAUUUGAACAGGAGAGAAAAGGAGAGAGGAAAAGAAAAAAUAGCGGUUGAGAGGGCAAUUCGUGAAGCUAGGGAGAGGGCAUUUGCUGAAGCCAAGGAAAGGGCAAGAAGAGAUGCAGCAGAGAGACCAAAUGUGGAAGUACGUCAGAGAGUAGCAGCUGGAGUUCAAGAGAAGAUGGGAAAGGCUUCAUCUGAGGCCUGUUCGUCUACAGAUAAGGCCUCAGUGGAAGCAAAACUAAAAGCAGAGCGUGCUGCUGUAGAAAGAGCGACAUCAGAGGCUCGGGAGCGUGCACUGCAAAAGGCUUUAUCAGAGAAGGCUUCUCACAGAUCAAGAGAACAGGCAGGAAGAUAUUCUUCCGAGAAAAGUUCAUCAUUGGAGACAAAAUAUCAAAGCUCAAGAUGUUCAGAUUCUUCAAAUAAUAGCGAGAAACUUGAUGGAGCUGAUGUUGAAUCUGCUCAGAGGCGUAAAGCCAGAUUGGAAAGGCAGAAACGAACAAUGGAACGAGCAACUAAUGCUCUGGAAGAGAAGAAUAAGCGUGAUCUUCUAGCUCAGAAGGAGCAAACUGCAAAAAAUAUGCUGGCAGAUUCUCUGGAUGCCGAGGUCAAAAGGUGGUCCACUGGAAAGGAAGGAAAUCUGCGUGCACUGCUUUCAACACUACAAUAUAUUUUGGGUCCUGAAAGUGGGUGGCAGCCAGUUUCCCUAACUGAUUUGGUGGCAGCUACUGCUGUCAGAAAAUCUUACAAAAAAGCUACUCUUUGCGUUCAUCCUGAUAAAUUGCAACAACGAGGUGCAUCCAUCCAGCAAAAGUACAUAUGUGAAAAGGUUUUUGAUCUUCUGAAGGAAGCUUGGAGCAAAUUCAAUCCGGAUGAGCGUUAAGCAGAUUGCUCUAAUGUCUUCUACUCGUGUUUAACUCUUAGGGAGUGAGAAUUAAGUUCUAUUGGACAUCCGAAACUACUGGUUAACUGCAAUGAGUAUCAAUGCCAAUAAAAUUUGGAAUCAUUGACUCUCAAUCUCUCUGGUUCCUGUUACCACAUCCCGGGUGAUAGUGGAUGGUAAUUUUAGUAGAGGGAUUGAAGAAAAUGUGGGUGAAGUCAAGAUGUUUACUCUCACACACACCCUUCCCCAGGUAAAGCAAAGAAAGAACUUCAACCCCUCAGCCAAAGCCAUGAUUGAUGAGCUGUUUAUGCUGUUAGUCAAGGGAUUGGAUCUAAAAACAUAGAGAAAUUGAUCUGGAAAUAUGAAGAUUUCAUCUGCAUUGACUUGGCUUGUAUUCUAUAAUAAUGAUCUUUCUUCCUCGUCAGAUCUUCUCAUGGCCUCAAUUUUCUGGCUGUAGCUUUUUUUUAAGGAUGAAAAAUCAACUCUUGAAGUGCGCGUGGGAUAUUACCUAAACUGCUUCCAGAAAUUCACCAAUUGCGGGAGGGAAUGCAGGUUCUCAUUGUUUUGAAUUUGAGACCUCAUUACAUAAAUGAGAAAAUACAAGCCGUAAAUUUUUGUAUAUCAACGUUUUGUGCAUAAACCGUACAUUUUCAGGAAAUAAUGGAUGUCUAUAUGCAUUCCAAAUUAUGUAUUCCUUGUAAUAGGCGUAGGCUGGUCGUUAGCUUAUGUUGUUUCCUCUUCAGUAGCUUUCCUAUAACAUCUACAGAAUCGAAUUAACAUAAUUUCCCAAACUCUAUUCCAGGGAUUUACUAGUGUUUCAUUAAGAGGACUUGUUCCAUUCUCCUUCAA